Peronospora belbahrii is the source of this 1572-nucleotide messenger RNA. The record is from the annotation of a GenBank genome assembly. Lineage: Eukaryota; Oomycota; Peronosporomycetes; Peronosporales; Peronosporaceae.
AUGGCUUCUGUAUUCCUUGGCGAUCUUGAUGACUAUAUUCAACCAUCACAGGCUUGUAUCAAUCCAUUAUUUACUUCAGACACGGCCUCACAUGCUGGUAAUAAUAAUGGUCAAUCUACCAACGGUUUGGCUAAGAUCACACUGCAGACGGAUCUUACCGCUGCAGACUUGGCAGUACCAGCACCACUAAAGCCUAAUAUUAUACGUACAACCACACAGGAGAAGGCUACGAUCUCGUUGGACGACUGUCUUGCAUGUAGCGGCUGCGUCACAUCGGCAGAGACCGUGUUAAUCUCGCAGCAAAGCUUUAAAGAGAUGUUAGAUGUGCUUACUGCUCGCACGUACAAGUUUGCAGUCGUGACACUGUCACCACAAUCACGUGCAUCACUAGCCGCUCAUUUUGGUAUGUCUGUAAUUGUGGUGCAUCGCAAGCUUGUGACACUAUUUCACACUCUUGGAAUGGACCUCGUAAUCGACUCGACGUGUAGUGGAGAUUUUGCACUGCUUGAAUCUCGUGCAGAAUUUUUGCACAGGUAUCGUAAUCAGCAGAAGACGAUCUGGGCACGACCACCGUCGUCGGUCGCGGUCUCGUCGGAAAAGAUAGAGUAUUUAGAACCAAGUACUACAGUAAAUCCUUUACAGGAUCCGCUGCGCGCUAUGCCAAUGCUGGCUUCGUCGUGCCCUGGAUGGAUUUGUUAUGCUGAAAAGUCCCAGCCGAAUGCCAUUCCGUUCAUUGACACUACAAAAUCUCCACAACAAAUAGCAGGCUCGAUCAUCAAGCGCUUUGUGAGUAGCGAGAAUAGCGUGGCUUUUGACGAAGUCUACCAUGUUGCGGUGAUGCCGUGCUUUGACAAGAAGCUGGAAGCAUCGCGAAAGGAUUUUCAAAACCCGGAAAAAGCAACCAGAGAAGUGGACUGUGUGCUUGCUACCACAGAGAUCCUUGAGCUAAUUGAAUCGCAGAAUAUUGAUUUUGCCGCACUUGAGCUAGCGAAUCUUACGCCAGAAGAGAUACUGCUGAGCGGCGUGUCAGAAGAUGGCUUGAGUGUUGUCGGUAGUAGCUUGAAUGCUAGUUCUGGUGGUCAGCUCGAACACAUUUUUCGUUUCGCAGCUAAGGAACUCUUCAAUCUGGAGGUCACCGGUCCGCUUGAGUAUGUAGCUGGCCGCAACCCGGACUUUCGAGAGGUGUCGCUGGUUGUCGAAGGAAAGGAGCUGCUGAAGUUUGCUAUUGCAUACGGCUUUCGCAACAUUCAAUCGAUUAUGACGAAGAUCCGGCGGAACAGGUGCCCGUACCACUAUGUCGAAAUCAUGGCAUGCCCGAGCGGGUGCUUGAAUGGAGGAGGUCAGAUAAGGCUUCAGUCGACGCUGCUGUCGACAAAGCUGCUUGAUAACGUCACAAGGCGCUUUCAGGAGCUCCAAGUGCGCGAACCGACUGCAAACCCAGCUGUGAAGUAUGUGUAUGAAAAGUACUUGGGUGGAAUGCCAUUCUCCGACACAGCGCGUGGAGUGUUACAUACACAAUACCACGCUGUUCCAAAGAUGGAGCAGUCAAAUCCCUUGGGCAUCAAGUGGUGA